Oldenlandia corymbosa var. corymbosa is the source of this 947-nucleotide messenger RNA. Lineage: Eukaryota; Viridiplantae; Streptophyta; Magnoliopsida; Gentianales; Rubiaceae. The record is from the annotation of a GenBank genome assembly.
CUUCCAAGUUCCCGACAACUAAAAACUCUGCGCCUUACAGUUAAUUUCUUACCAGUUCAUGGGGGUAAAAGAAGUGCCACAGCCACAUUUGGGUUUAGCAUUUGGAUUGAUGUAUACAAAGUUACCAUCUAAACUUUUUUUCAGCUUUAGCCUUAUAGUCAAUUGUAGUCCCUAAGACAUGCAUUAUGAACUUAGAGUCAACCAACAGCUUAAACUCCCUUUUUCCUCAACCACCUCAUCCAAAUCCCCCUUUCUCAUCAGCAUCAGCAUAAAGCACGUCGAAUUCGAAGCCGCGGCAGCCGCCCGAUGUCAGAUCAAGUUUAGCAAAAGGGCGGGCGCUGCAACACUUCUAAUUGUCGCCUUAUUUCGGAGGCCGCUGCCUCCGUCCUCUUGCUUUCUGUCCAACUUUCUCUUUUUAUCAUCAUCAUCAGCAGCAGAAUCUGGUGCGGAGAACAAGCCACGGAAGCUCCCCGGCAUCGCAGCAGCAAAAGGGCUCGGCUGGUGCGGGAAUUUGGAAGCCGCGGACCCUGUAAAGGUCAUCAUCAUCACUUGCUAAGUGAUCGCAGGUGCCUUCUUCUCAACAGCUGCUUUUGAAACUGAAGAAAAUGAUGCCAAAAAUGCCCAUCCUCCUCCGGCUUUUUAUAGCUAGAAUAAUGUUUCUUUGAUCAGUGAGUUUGUGCCUGAGGGAAAUCGGAAGGAUCAUGGAGAACAACCAGGGGUUUAAUGGACAGGGAAGAAUUUCAUUAGAAAUCUAUCUUCUUUAUCAUUACAGUGACCUCCACAAACAUUUUGUUAUAAUUAACAAACAUACCAUAUACCUAAAACCAAAAAAAAAGAAUAGACAUGUAUUGUCUUGACUAUUCACUUUCAAACAUGCCUAAAAUCAAAAUCCUAAAAUCAUUGAAAAUCCAGAAGUCGUCUAAAGACCAGAAACCCAACGAAUUACC